This is a messenger RNA of Sitodiplosis mosellana (orange wheat blossom midge), 1736 nucleotides long. RefSeq lists its product as uncharacterized. The transcript has 5 exons. The record is from RefSeq and is a predicted model, not a curated record. Lineage: Eukaryota; Metazoa; Arthropoda; Insecta; Diptera; Cecidomyiidae. The coding region runs from base 432 to 1466 and encodes 344 amino acids.
UGUUGUGCCGGCUGUGAUUGUAUUUGUGUGUAACCUAUUGCUCAUCAAUGCUCAUUCGAAUUUUAUAACGGAUCUAUUGAACACCACCGACGAUUGACACCAUCGGUUGACAUUUCUUUUGUGAAUCAACAAACACAUGAUUUUAUUGCAGUGAACCUUGUCUAAAUGGACACAUUUGCUUUUUCUUCGUGGUUUUUUCGUAGUUCUUCUGUUGUUUUUUGUUUGAGACAGUAGAUUUGUUCAAAUGUUGUGAUAAAAAUUGGUUGGAUUAGUGUUUUUUUAAAUGAAAUUCAGAUUUUGAAACAAUUUUCUUUUUUCAUAAGACUUCGAAAAUUGUAAUUGUGUGUUGGAUUUGGUUUUUGACUCGAAAUUGUUUACUAUUUCAAUUACAAAAAAGUGUUUCGCUAAAAAGAGCCAUUCGAUAAAAAAUCAUGAGCAUUGAUCCCGUAUUGGUCAACAGUGUGACAGAGGGGAGCCUCACAUCUACUGUGACGGACAAGUCGGAAAGUACAACCUACGCUGUUCAGAUUGACUCUAUUGUGCCCAAUGACACAAAAGAUGAAAAUACAAUAUCCGAAAAAAGUGGAAGUUUUGAUCAGGGCACAGGUGCUUUUGGAAAUGAUCAUUUGGGAGAUAAGACGGUGAGUAAGCCGCUGUCGAAAAGAAAAAAUGAAAGUCAAAACAGCUGUGAGUUGCCCGAACCUAAACGGCUAAGACAAGGAACGUCAUCACUUGAAUCAAUAGAACCAAACGUAGCCCUAACAUUGGACAUUGAUACAAUGGCACACGAUUUUGAUGUGAUUGAACCAGUCAGCCUAAGUGAUGCUUCGAAUGUGGAAAGCUGUGAAAAUGUGGCAAAAACACAUGAAGCCGGCAAAGACGAGAUAAAAACAAUGUUGCAGACAAAGGAUUACAAAAUGGUUGAAAUAUGGUCGUCGACAAGUACACUUCGGAUCAAAUUCGAAAAUGGCCUGACCUAUGAAUCAAAUCUCGCUCGUGACCUUGCACCAGCUGAAUUGCAAGAGGUGUCAAAUCUGCUUGAAAAGAUGACUGUGGAUGAAUUUCGAUGCUAUACGUCCCAGGCGUUCAGUUUCAAGAAUAAAAAACUCGCAAAAGCAGGUAAUAAACGCCAGAAGCCAAUAUUCUCCUCCGCCGCCGCAAAAUUGAACAAUUUUAAAGCCCUGGAAUUUGGCGACAUUCGUGACAAAUGUAAUGUAAAAAGCUAUGGAUGGGAUGAUGGUGGUGAUUGUAUCCAAUUCACAUGGAAGACGAAAGAAGAUGAAGUGACGAAAAAAGUUAUCGUAACAAAAUAUAUGGUAAUUCGAAUUAGCUUGCCGAUAUACGCGUUGGAGUAUCAAAUGAAACUGACAUCCGAAAUCUCGUCAGCUGAUUUGCGAAACUUAUUAAAGUUCGUCGAUCAAAAGGGGAAAAAAGACUGGCUAGACUCGAUGAAACACACCAGUUGAUUAUCAUUUGAUCUCUUUGCAAUUUUUUAUCCAGAUCUUAGUCGAUAUUUUUUUCAAGGCGUGAAUCGUUGAAUGGUUUCAUAGUUUCAAUUUAAUUUCAAAAAGUUUUAUAAGCUUGAACUAGUCUCAAAUUGAGACUCUCAAUUUGAAGAAUUUGAAUUUGUUGAUUUCUUUGAAAUGAAUUUCCUCUGCAAAUAAAACUCCAAAAAUAAAUGUUAAUUUUGUAGAUAAUUGAUGUUGAAUAAAACACAACGAAUUGUUUGUAGAUCA